Messenger RNA from Morus notabilis, 1461 nucleotides. Its product is annotated as probable serine/threonine-protein kinase PBL23. Bases 256 to 1461 code for a protein of 401 amino acids. Gene Ontology annotation, biological process: protein phosphorylation. The transcript has 5 exons. The record is from RefSeq and is a predicted model, not a curated record. Lineage: Eukaryota; Viridiplantae; Streptophyta; Magnoliopsida; Rosales; Moraceae. Gene Ontology annotation, molecular function: ATP binding; protein kinase activity.
UGAAUAACUAAGCAGAUCAAUAAUAAUAUGUCCACCAUAUCAAACAAAUCAAACCAUUUUCUUUUGUCUCGAAUGUGCUUUUUGCCAUUUGAGAUUAAAUGGUCUUAUUUAAAAAUAUCCGUUUUUGUUUGCUUGUGAAAUCCAAGAUUCAAAUGCAAGAUUUGUGUCGUUCUCUGUAUGAAAUUGUGAUCCUCUAGAAUCUGUAGAAGAAGAAGAAGAAAAAAAAAGAAAGUACAUAUAUAAAUAAUAAAAAAAAUGAGCUGCUUUUCUUGUUGCAUGUCACAAGAGAAACUAGAAAGAAGGUCUUUGAAGAAGAGCAUUAAGGAAUACCGUGAUACAAAAACUUUGGCUUCAUUCGCUAAUAUCUCCUUUAAAAGUGAUAGUAGCAAACGUAGGUACAUAACUGAAGAGAUAAGCAAGAUUGGCAAAGGAAAUAUCACAGCACAGAUCUUUUCUUUCCGAGAGCUAUGCGUAGCAACUCAAAACUUCCACCCUGACCAUCUUCUUGGCGAAGGCGGGUUCGGAAGGGUCUACAGAGGAAACAUUGAGAGCAAAAAUCAAGUAGUUGCUGUUAAGCAGCUUGACAGGAAUGGAUUCCAAGGAAACAGAGAAUUCCUUGUAGAAGUGUUGAUUUUAAGUCUUCUUCACCAUCCCAACCUUGUUAAUUUGGUUGGUUAUUGUGCUGAUGGUGAUCAGAGAAUUUUGGUUUAUGAGUAUAUGCCUAGUGGGUCCUUGGAAGAUCAUCUUCUUGAUUUAGCUCCAAAUAGCAAGGCUUUGGAUUGGAAUACCAGGAUGAAAAUUGCAGCUGGUGCAGCUAAAGGACUCGAAUAUCUACACGAGCAAGCCAACCCCCCGGUUAUAUACCGUGAUUUCAAAGCAUCUAACAUACUGUUGGACAAGGAGUUCAAUCCAAAACUUUCUGAUUUUGGCCUUGCAAAGUUAGGUCCAACUGGUGAUAAGACCCAUGUGUCCACCAGGGUCAUGGGAACCUAUGGCUACUGUGCACCUGAAUAUGCCCUCACGGGCCAACUGACGACGAAAUCCGAUGUUUACAGCUUUGGGGUUGUGUUUUUGGAGAUAAUCACGGGAAGGAGAGUGAUAGACAAUGCAAGACCAACCGAGGAGCAGAAUCUAGUCAAUUGGGCACAACCACUAUUCAAAGACAGAAGGAAGUUCACACUAAUGGCAGAUCCAUUGCUUGAAGGGAAUUACCCUGUAAAGGCUCUAUACCAAGCUCUUGCAGUUGCAGCCAUGUGUCUCCAGGAGGAAGCGGCUACUCGGCCUCUCAUCAGCGACGUCGUGACAGCUCUCGAGUUCUUUGCUUCGAACAAGAAUGAGGGAGCAAUCAUGUCAGAAGAGGUUGUGAAUUCAGCUUCUCCAAAUAGAGAUAGUGAUGAAGAUAUUGAUACUGAUGAUACUGAUAGAUCAGAAGACAGUACUAGGGAAACAAAAAGUAUUUGA